AUGUCGAUGGGGUCCAUGACUAGCUGCGAGAGCCUCCUCGACGCCGACCUGGGCGGGGCUCCGCGGCAGGUGUUGGGGGGGGGGGGGGGCGCGGCGCCCGAGCGCGUGGCGAUCGUGGGCAGCGGCAACUGGGGAUCUGCCAUCGCCCGCAUCGUCGGCCGGAAUGUGAUUGAGCAGGAGGGUUUCGAGCACCAGAUCCGCCAGUGGGUCUUCCCCGAGAAGGUUUCGCACAACGGCGUGGAGGCGUGCCUAACCGAGGUCAUCAACCGGGAGCACGAGAACGUCAAGUACCUUCCCGGCGUCAAGCUUCCCGAGAACCUGGUCGCGGAGGGCGAUCUCGCCCUCGCCGUCAAGGACGCCACGAUCCUCAUCUUCGUGCUGCCCCACCAGUUCCUGGGACGGGUUCUGCCGACGGUAGCCGAGGCGCUUGGACUAACCAAGAGCGGGGGCAACGCAGGGGCAGCACCGGGCGGCCGCAGGAUCCGAGCGGUCUCGCUCAUCAAGGGGGUGGACAAGGGACCCGACGGUCUCAAGCUUAUCUCGGAUCACAUCCGCGAGGGCCUUUGCGGCGCCGUGCCCGUGAGCGUGUUGAUGGGGGCGAACGUCGCGAACGAGGUCGCCCGCGAUGAGCUUUGCGAGUCUACGCUGGGCCUUGCCGACGAGGACUACGCGUCUUGCAGAGCGGCGGGACUUUCGGUAACGGCCGAUGCCGACACCGACACCUUGAGGCUCCUCUUCAACCGCCCUACGUUCCGCGUUACGGUGGUGCGAGACGCCUCAGCCACGGUCGAGUUGUGCGGCGCGCUGAAGAACGUCGUGGCGCUAGGGGCGGCCUUUUGCGAUGGCCUGGGGUACGGGGGAAACACCAAGGCGGCUAUCGUCCGCACAGGCCUCGCCGAGAUGCAGGUCUUCGCACAGAGAUUGCGCUGCGACGCGAGCUCGUUCGACGCGACGGCCUCUUCGAGGGCGUUCUUAGAGAGCUGCGGGAUAGGGGACUUGAUGACCACCUGCUAUGGCGCCAGCCGCAACAGAAAAUGCGCAGAGAUGUUCGCCCGCGAAAGCGGUAAGCGCUCUUGGGAGCAGCUGGAGGCGGAGGAACUGGGGGGCAUGAAGCUGCAAGGGCCCAGCACGGCGGUCGAAGCGUUCGGCGUGAUCAAGAAGAAGAAGUGCGCCCGGAAGUUCCCGCUCCUGACAACCAUCUACCGGAUCGCGCACGAGGGACAGUCCGCCAAGACCAUCGUGGAGUUUGACAAGGUGCAGGCAUGAUGAGGUUUCGCGAUCGUACGAUUGGCGCGGUUACACCAUGGUAGAGCUUUCGUGCAAGACCGUUGUUCCACAGGCGAUUGACGGAAAGAGGCCGCAUGAUUUACGGUGUACGUUGUUUUUGUGUUGGCACGUGGUUUGGCCCGGGAUUAUAGAGUUUGGAGUGACUUCUUGCAAGUUCGUUCCUUGUUGUGACAUACAAGUACGUGUUCUUAGAGGUGUGGAUGGACUACAUAGUCCGCACGUUAGUUUGGCGCUCAAGCGUUAGCGGAAAGAGGAAGACACGCCGCAGUGCGUAAGCUUGGAUGGUUGUAGCACGCGUCGCAAGGCUGACGUGUCAUAGAGACGUUGCUUGUGGCAUGUGAAAGGUUAGGGUCGAUUGGUCGGGGGGAAGCAAAGUUCUAUCACGUCUCGUGCCUCCCCCCCCUCUUUCAUCUACAUUCAUAGGAAACGAUAGGAUAAUAGAGUAUUCGGCACGUGGCGGCUUGAUGUCCUUGUCAGGUCAGCUCCAGCGUGUGUUGUCAUUGUCCUCGGCUAGUACUGGGGGAGGUGGAUGGCUUGGUGGCCAUGAUGCAAAUCUGCCCGCCCAAACAGAAUCGGUUCAAUCAAAAGGUUGUCAUGAGCCACAACUCUAGCGCUUCGGGUAUCGACCACCCACUGCAAUGGAGGGUGCCAUUAGCUUACGUUUUUUUUUUUUUUAAUACAUACCUUGGCGUUGUUGUACAGUACUCAUGUUGUCUUUUGGAGAAGAGAAGCGGAUACAGGAUACAGCUUGUUCAAUUAGCAGCAAUUCAGCUUGUUGCACGUCUAUUCUUGGCUUCCCUGCCACGCCACUCCCUCCCUGCUGUUGACCCAAGGUGGGGUAAGAGGCAUGUCCGAAGAGGGGUGAAGCUCACCCCUCAAGAGAAGAAAAAAAAAACACACACACACACCAAGAAUCCCACGUCGACCACCGACUCCCCCAACACAACGAAAUCCGAAUGCAAGCAGGCUUCGGCGCGAGCGGGAGAAUUGAGAAGGAAGACGAGGAAAACAGCGGGUUUUCUACCAUCCCGGUUAUGAGAUGUCAUCACUUGUUUUGUAACCUUUUUUGCCUGCGUAGGGGGGGGGUACAUGGGACGAGCACUAGCAGAUGGUGAGAAGCUCCGCGGCUACAAGGCCCCCAACACAGUAGGAGGGAGCAUAUGCUUGUUUUGGACGUAGGGGGUGUAAUCAAAGCUAUGAAAGCCAUGCAUGUCGUAGUUGUCGCACCUUUGACCACGCAUCCCUACGAAACCGGGACGGAUUUCGUCACCGGACCAGCUUCGCUCGCGCAUUACCAAGCGCGAAAAUCCGUGAGGUAUUCGGCAAGUCGCAUGGGCGGGGGGAGGGGGGCGCGAUCGAGAAGUGAGCAGUGCAGUGGAGCAGCCUUUAAUACGCUGUUUCAAGUGGGGGGGUGGAUUUAGGCGAAACGAUCGCUACAAAGGCGGUGUUUUUGUCUCCUUCUACCGCUACACGCCGUUUAGCCCACGUGGAGCCGAAGCAGGUUUUUUUUUUGUCCGCUUCCAGUCAGUCGACCCGAACGGCAGCGCGCCUAAUUAUCCACUCUCUGUGGUGCUUUGAAAUCCUCAGUUGGUGCAGGGGCGUCAUCGUUGAAGAAUGAAAUUUUCAUGAAAUUAGAGAAUCGGCGGUCACGUUUUUUAGGCCGCCAGAAUUAUCCAGCCCUGGAGACUGGUACAACAUGGCACUUUCGGUAAUUGCUGUGUUCGGCAGGUGGUACUGCCGCGUGCUCCAUGUUGUGAAAGGAUCGGCGUGCCCGCAGUCAGUGGAGAUCUUGCACAGGGUGUAUUCUAUGCAUACAUGUUUCUCGUGAGG
This is a messenger RNA of Ectocarpus sp. CCAP 1310/34, 3117 nucleotides long. The record is from the annotation of a GenBank genome assembly. Lineage: Eukaryota; Phaeophyceae; Ectocarpales; Ectocarpaceae.